CUCCCCUUCUCUCUCACUCAGGCAUACAUAGGCUACACUUUCAUGCGGACACGAGAGGACUAUUAUUUUUUUUCGUCCUGGCCGUUUUAAUCUGUUCUAGAGAAGCGUUUAUCAUGCUUAUGUCUCUUGGUUUACUGCUAUUUCUAACAGCCUAACAAAAGUUAAAUCCUGUCAUAUUAAUCAAGUCAUCUCUUGACUGCGUAUGAUUUUUCUAUAGCCUACGUGCUCUCUGGAGGACAUAUAGUCGCACCCGGUGUGAAAAAACUAAAGGAAGCUCUUCAUACAGAAGAUUGGAUUUGUGUUUCGAGGCUUUGGUCGCCUGAGGCUCUUUCGCACCUGCCAACAAAAUGUCUGCCCCGGAUGCUGCUGCAAACCCUGGAGCCCCAGAGGGUGAGGGGGGCGCACCUGCCGCACCUCCCAAUCUCACCAGCAACCGUCGUCUCCAACAGACACAGGCCCAAGUGGAUGAGGUGGUUGAUAUCAUGCGUGUGAAUGUGGACAAGGUUCUUGAAAGAGAUCAGAAGCUCUCAGAACUGGACGACCGGGCGGAUGCGCUGCAGGCCGGAGCAUCACAGUUUGAGAGCAGCGCUGCUAAACUGAAAAACAAGUACUGGUGGAAGAAUGCUAAGAUGAUGAUCAUGAUGGGAAUUAUUGGGGUCAUCUUGGUGGGCAUCCUUUUCAUGUACUUCUACUACUGAGCCUCUCGUGGGACACACAAGGACAGGAGACUAUGGCUUUGUGUGAACUCCACCACCCCCCACCCCCCCUUUCUCCCCACCAAUGCCUUUCAUUGAAUCCACCGUGUGUAAGAGUGUGUGUGUGCAGUCAUUGACGCAGUGCCUCUCCCUCCCUUUGUCUGUCACUGCAUUUCUUUGUACCUCUCUUGAGUGCUUUGCAACAGUGCCCGAGCUUACUCAAAAACUCUGUCAGUUAGGACGAUCUACAUACGGUUUUGGAUUGGAGAAUGGUGUUGGUCAUUUUCAAGGCAAAAACAAUGGGUGAUGCAAUAAUAUAGGUUUCUAGCGUUGUCCAAAUGAACCCAUGAAUAACUAAAGAGGGAGAACGAAACACAAAGAUCAAUUUGAGUUUAGGAACAAGUCAUGCACAAAAAAACAAAAGAAAAGUGAACUAGUUUACCCAGAAACAACUGUUGUGGUAUCAUUACGGUAUUAACAAAGUGCAACUGCAAUGAGAAGUUACAGGAAGUAAAAAAAAAAAAUCAUUAAUUGUUUUAUCCCUCCUCCAUCAUAUAGAUUCCUAACAGCUGAUUUCCUUUAAAAACCUGAAUGAUUUUAAAUAGAGCAGUUACCAUUUGUAUUAAAUGUCUUAAAGAUAGGAUAUUUCCAUCCAUAUCAUAAUGUUAAACAGUUCUUGGAUGGUGCAAUUUUAUAAUUAAUUUUCACAUUUCGGCAAGUUGUACGAGUCUGCAGCCGACUUAAGGGGAAUAUCUGACCAUAAAUCGACACUUUCGCUCUUCGAUGGACUGUUCAUGUCAGCCAGAUUAGUGGAGUCUGGAGGAACCAACAAAAACGUAAUAUCAAUGGAACAACAUCAAUAUGGAGAUUUAAGAUUUUAGCUGUGGCCACAAUAUAAAGAAAAUGUGAUUGAAAUUUGGUUUGAGAUUUUUACUAUGUUCUAUUUUUUAUUUAUUAAUAUUUCUAUAUUUGAGAUUUGUGUGACAGCGUGGUCCACGUCUAAACAAAAUGUGACCGAUAAAAGAAAAAAUGAGUGUUAAACUUCUCCUGACUUUACUGGCGCCGUGAUGUUAGGUUGAAUGAACAACUACUGAUAUGCAAACUUGGAAGAUAACUGAUAAUGAGACUAAUUUAAUUAACGUCUUUGUAAAUAUUUGGGUUUCAGUGUGGGAAGCGGAUACGUAAUCAGCACUGGAGACGACAAUGUUCAGGGAUGUACCUCUGCAUGUGUUUGUGUUAAAUAUACAUGGGCACUUUAACCACCUUCGUUAUAAUGAUUGUAAGUUUGAGAGGACUUUUUUUGGGGGGGUAUUAAGGACAUAUUGUCCAGCACCUAAAUCUAAGAAUAUUUGCUCUUAUUGAUGUGUACCAUCUGUGUGAAUAACAUCCCCUACAUUAAGCAUUAACCCAAAUUGCAAACCUAAUACAGGGCAGUGAAUGUCAUUCUCUUAAAAAAAAGCAAACUAAAAACCCCUGAAUACAUUGUGUUUUAUGCAAACUAUUCAUUUGUAAAUAUGUGCUGCAGAGCUGCAUAAAAUAACACCCUGCCCCUGAUCAUUUUGAGCUAAGCUGCUAACUCGUGGUUCAUUUUAAAGCAUGUCUGCUUGCCCACCAUGUGCUGAUUCUAAUAAAGUGCUGAUGCUGUUA
Molecule: messenger RNA, 2342 nt
Organism: Pimephales promelas (fathead minnow)
Lineage: Eukaryota; Metazoa; Chordata; Actinopteri; Cypriniformes; Leuciscidae
Gene: vamp1a
Product: vesicle associated membrane protein 1a
Biological process (GO): vesicle-mediated transport
Cellular component (GO): membrane
Source: RefSeq, a predicted model, not a curated record